AUGUGCAACGGUUCGAAUAGAAAACCUUGUCAAACUGGUUUGAUAAGGGAAAAUGAAUGUGAAAGACAAGAAGAACAUCAUCAUAAGAUUUCAGCUUUGCUUGAGUUUUCAGCCAAAGAUGAUGUAAUGGCGUUCACAGAUGCAGUUGAGAAAGAUGAUCAUAAUGUUGAUGAAGUAGGGUUAUGGUAUGGAAGGAAGGUUGGAUCAAAGGAAAUGGGAUAUGAAGAGAGGACACCUCUUAUGGUAGCUGCUUUAUAUGGAAGCAAGGGUGUGUUGUCUUAUAUUCUCGGAACCGGUCGUGUUGAUGUUAACCGAGUGUGUGGCUCAGAUAGGGCUACCGCUCUUCGUUGUGCUGUUUCUGGUUGUUCUGCUGCUUCUGCCGAGGUUGUCAAACUUCUGCUUGAUGCAUCUGCAGAUGUUAGUUCCGCUGAUGCAUAUCGUAACCGGUGCAGCAACUUGGUUGUCUCGGUUUCUAAUAGUCUCUACGGUUCAAGGAAGAGGAUACUACAAGGGAUACUAGAAGGGGUAGAUGAUGUUGAUGACGAGGACGACAAUUUCCUUAAGGAAAUAGGUUUCCAAAUGGUGGAGAAGCAACAAGACGUAGGUACACCUCACACCGAGAAGAAAGAUUAUCCCAUUGAUCCAUCCCUACCUGACAUAAAGAAUGGAAUAUAUAGUACAGAUGAAUUUAGGAUGUUUACAUUCAAAGUGAAGCCUUGUUCAAGGGCUUAUUCUCAUGAUUGGACUGAGUGCCCCUUUGUUCAUCCUGGGGAGAAUGCAAGGCGCCGCGAUCUGAGGAAAUGUCAUUACACAUGUGUCCCUUGCCCCGAGUUUCGGAAGGGAUCAUGCAACAAAGGGGAUGCUUCUGAAUAUGCACAUGGUAUUUUUGAAUGCUGGCUUCAUCCUGCUCAAUACAGAACAAGGCUUUGCAAGGAUGAAACUAGAUGCACGAGAAGGGUUUGCUUUUUCGCUCACAAGCCAGAGGAGCUUCGACCGUUGUAUGCUUCUACCGGUUCUGCUCUACCUUCACCUACAUCAUAUUCAAAUUCACCUAGUGCUUCUUCAAUGGAUUCUUUCACAUUGAGCUCUCUGUCUUCUUUGAUACAAUCUGCGUCGACGCCACCUUUGACUCCAUCUGCAGCAUCAUCGCCUACGGCUGGAACCAUGUGGCAGACUCAGAUUCAGCUUCAUGCUGCAGUCCCUACCCUUCAGAUGCCGAGAAGCAGAUUUAAAACUGCAAUGAAUGUCAGAAAUAAUGCUGAAUUUCUCAAACUUGAAAAUCGCCUUACAGGUCUUCCAUCUCCUUCAAAUAGGCUUGCAGGAGUGAAUCCUACUAACCUUGAAAACAUUUUUGGGUCAUCAAUACAAUCUCCGACAUCAAUACAGGUGCAUCAGAGCACAAACCAGCAACUUUGGGGCAAUCCUUUUGAUCUUACCAAUUCAAACGUGAUUGGAUCAUCACAAUUUAGAGUUGAUGCCUUUUCGAAGCGUAGCCAAAGCUUUAUUGAGUGCAGCAGCAUGGCGAGAUUUAAUUCCGAGCUUCCUUCUGCUAGCUCAGUUGCCAUGGAACCUUCUGCCUUCUCUGGUUGGGGCUCUCCUGAUGGAAAAUUAGACUGGUCCAUCCGCGGCAAUGAACUCAAUAACAUGAGGAAAUCUAUUUCUUUCGGCUUUCAAAACAGAAGUAGCACUUCAACAAUGGCUGCUGCAUUAAGUUCAGUUGCCAUGGAACCUUCUGCCUUCUCUGGUUCGGGCUCUCCUGAUGGAAAAUUAGACUGGUCCAUCCGCGGCGAUGAACUCAAUAAAAUGAGGAAAUCUUAUUCUUUCGGAUUUCGCAACAGAAGUAGCACUUCAACAAUGGCUGCUGCAUCAAGUGUCGAUGAUCCAGAUGUGUUUUUAAGCCAUGAAUCUUGGGUUAAUUCACUUGUGGAGGAUGGUCCAACAAUGGAAUUUGAUCAACAUUGA
Messenger RNA from Medicago truncatula (barrel medic), 1962 nucleotides. Its product is annotated as zinc finger CCCH domain-containing protein 66. The record is from RefSeq and is a predicted model, not a curated record. NCBI's taxonomy places the organism in Eukaryota, Viridiplantae, Streptophyta, Magnoliopsida, Fabales, Fabaceae. The coding region runs from base 1 to 1962 and encodes 653 amino acids. Gene Ontology annotation, molecular function: protein binding; metal ion binding. The transcript has a single exon.